UGGCUCCACUGCAUUAAACAAUCGAUCACCUCGCCAUUCCGCAUUCAGAGCUCGCCCGAGUUAGACGCGUUUGUGAAAUCUAGAGUUUUUUAUUUAGUAAAUUCGUGCUUCGUGUUGAAUAUAUUCGUGAUGUCUGGACGACGAUCGGGUACUGGAAGAACUGGCCCGGCCUAUAACUCCCGAGCGAGUACUGGGGGUCCUAAUAGGCACUACAACGAUGGCAAUCGUUAUAAUAAUACUAGGAGUAACUCAAACUACAACCAGCAGGAACAGCAACAACAGAACAAUCAGCAGCAAUAUCCACUUGCUCAAGCACAAGCUCGCAAUCAAAAUACAUACAACAAACCGGUUGAAGUAAAAGAAGAAAUAAAACCGGAAGUAAUGCCAUCACCUCAACCACAACGUCAAGCUCCAACUCCAGUUCCAGCGCCAGCUCCUGUUGCUACAACUCCCACCAAAGUAAAGGCAGAUGAACCCCCCGCGCAAGAGCCCGUUCAGAAACCAGAAGCAAUGCAAGAAGAUGGUGGAGAUGGUGAUAACGAUAAAAAGCCAUGGAAGAAAAACAAAUUGAAUAAAGUGAAAAAACUCAGCAACAGCGAAAGAAGAAAUCGUCAAAACAAACGGCUCAGAAAACUAUUAACUCCUAAAAAUGCUUUGAUGGUAUUGAAUGAGUUACAUGGACCUAAUGUUCCCGAAUUCAAAUUAGGCCAAACGGUUGCUCAGGCAUUUGCACAGGGAAACCAAUACAAAGCUGAGGUUGUUGUUAAUGGAUCGACUUACCAAGGACAAGGAAUUUCUAAGAUAAUGGCCAAGAAUAACGCUGCAGAGAAGGCUUUGCGCGAUUUAGUUUUGGAUAGAAUGAGGAAGGAAAUAGUUCCAGAAACAACAACCGAUGAAGAUGUCGAAAUGACUGAGGGUGAUGAAAAGCCUAAUGGAAAUGCUAAGGAGACCCAAAUUCCUAUGUUGCAUUUGGCUUCUUUUGCAUUGCAUAAACUGUUUUCGGAAUGGCAAGCUGAAGGUUAUGACAUUCCUUUGAUGUCCAAAAAUCUUACUGGCUCCACGGUCAAUGGAAAUGACGCCGCAGCUGCUAUGAAAUUUAUAGGAGACAUUCUCAAUAAUCCUAAAGAUCUGGCUGAAGUGCAACAACAACCUGCUGCUGAUGCUGGAGACGGAAAAGUCGAUAAUGGUCCCAAAAAGCUGCCGAAAAUGCGCACCGAGUUGCCCCCAAAUCCUGAGGCUCUUCAUCCUGCCAUGCUUCUUAGCCAAAUGCGUCCUGGUAUUACUUAUUGUGAUGUUAGCACAUACGAUGGCAUUAGCCCUAACAAUGGAAUGUUCACUGUUAGUGUCAGUGUGGACGGAAAAGAUUUCUUCGGUGCAGCCAAAAAUAAAAAAGAGGCCCGCAGACAAGCCGCUCAACAAGCGUGCACAAGCCUCUUUGGAGUAAAAUAUCCUGCCGCUGAAAUGAUUGUGGAAUAAUUCCUAUUUUAUUUGGGUGUAAUGAAUUAUAAAUAAUUUUAUUGUAAUAGGAUAUUUUACAUUACAUGACAUCUAUUCAUGAUAGCAAUAUUUCUUCACCAUUGAGAGUA
Messenger RNA from Ctenocephalides felis (cat flea), 1586 nucleotides. RefSeq lists its product as uncharacterized. The transcript has 9 exons. The record is from RefSeq and is a predicted model, not a curated record. NCBI's taxonomy places the organism in Eukaryota, Metazoa, Arthropoda, Insecta, Siphonaptera, Pulicidae. The coding region runs from base 130 to 1476 and encodes 448 amino acids.